Molecule: messenger RNA, 2079 nt
Organism: Thecamonas trahens ATCC 50062
Lineage: Eukaryota; Apusomonadida; Apusomonadidae
Product: cyclin Dx
Exons: 2
Coding region: 100-1848 (582 amino acids)
Biological process (GO): regulatory ncRNA-mediated heterochromatin formation
Cellular component (GO): nucleus
Molecular function (GO): siRNA binding
Source: RefSeq, a predicted model, not a curated record
CAGCCCCGCACUCCGCCGUCGACACCACUGAGUGAGGAUGACAAGGCCGCCCUUCUCCCACCGCCGCUCGAGUCGUCAGAGGUGCUGCGGCCCGAGCCGAUGGCCCCAUGUCGCUCGGCUUUGGGGCCCACCUCCUCCCCCGCCGCCGAGUUGGCCUCGGCGCGGCAUCCUCACCCCGGCUCGCCGCCAAAGGCCGAGGACGAUAACGAGGCCGCCGAGGCCGCCGCCGGCAGCGAGCUGGACAACGCCGCAGCGCUACAAAGCAGGACCGAACUGGCGCAGGCAGAGUACGGGCCCGAGUAUGUGGUCAAUCUGCUGGCGAUGGAGACCCGGUACGCCGAGUCCCACGCAUCGGUCCGUGCAGCCCACGUCCCGCUCCGCUACAACGCUGUCGUCUGGCUGCUGCGAGUGGCUGAGGCGCAAGCACUCGGCUCGGAGACCUUCUUCCAUGCGGUUGCGCUGAUGGACCGCAUGGAGGCUGCCAUCAAGGUCCGGCCCAAGCAUGUUCGCCUCGUCGCCGGCGCCGCACUCCUGAUUGCCUGCAAGGUGCGCGAGCCCGAGGGUAAGACCUGUUUUGACCUCAUUGCCGCCCUCGUUCCCUGCCCAACGGUCAGGCUGCGCAGAAUGGAGGCGCUUGUUCUCCACCACAUGGGCUGGCGCGUCAACGACGUCACUCCGCACCUGUUUGUCGAGUCACUCCUGCCGUCGCUCGCCGCGCCGCCGCCAACCCGCGAGGCGCUUCGCACUCGGGCUCACUUUUACAUCGAGCUCGCCUGCCACGACGCAUCGCUUGUCACCACUUACCCGUCGGUCCUCGCUGUCGCCUCGCUCGCGCUUGCGGCCUCUGAUACCUCGAUCGCCGAAGGCCCGAUGCCGCGGGCCGACGUGCUCGAUGGUGCCUCUGCCGCUCUCUCGGCCGACCCGGCCGCCGUUGCCGCCGCUGUAUCCGCCUUGCGAACCGCCCUCAAGUCCAUGGCCCAGCGCGGCACGCUCAUCCUUGCUCCCCAUACGCUGGAGGCGCUCGAGGCCGCAGGCCUUGGGUACGAUCCAUCGUCACGGGCGGUGACGGGGCCGAGUGAGGCUGCGGCGAGCGAGGCCGGUGUGGCGGCGGUGCAGGCGCUGGUGGUGGCGCUACUGACGGCGGCGCCGCUGGCGCUGCGGAGGGUUCCGCUCCCUGGCGGUUCUUACGUCCUCGCCUCGCCCGACUUCUCGACGGCGACGCGGGCACUAGUUUUAAUCCAGGGCUCGGGCGGCGUCCGCAUGGGACAGUGGUCGCGGACUCUCUGCCGCACCGCCUCGCUCAACGAGGGCACCAUGCUGCCGUACGUCGAAGCGGCGGUGGCGGCCGGCGCAGGCGUCCUUGUCUGCAACCCGAACGAGAACUUUGACGCCGACGGCCACCCACUGGUGGGAUCCGAGUCGCGCGAGGCGCACGUGGCGACAGUGUGGCAGCUGGCCACUGCGCCCGACUCGCCGCUCGCCGACGACAUCGGCCUGUCCUCGGUCACCCGCGUCGACGUCAUGGUCCACUCGUACGGCGGGCGAUGCAUCCAGGCUCUGCUCGCGCAUCCGGCUCUCGCUACUGACUUUACCACUCGUGUCUCCAAGCUCGCGCUCACUGACUCGCUGUAUAAGCCGACCGGCGAUGGCGCGAGUUGGCUUGCUGCGCACGCCAAGCACUGGCUGGCGUCGCAGGCGCCGCUGGAUACACCACUGGGCGACAAGGACUGGAUGGGUGUGGCGUGCGUGUCUGCAGGCGUCACCGACCACGCGUCCACCAACGCCGCGGCCAUGGCUUCGAUUCUCCACUUUCUGGAGCUCAGCUCGCCGGAAGAAGACUGUGCAUGAGGCACGCCGUCCAAGUCGCGUUAAGCGGCCAGUACACAAAGAACACCAGGUGGAAGAGCGCGGUCGGCUGGUAGAGCCAUUGCAAGACUACAGCGUCGAUUGCAUGUCCCAGUGCGCUUAAAGCAGCAAACUCGCCGCUGCACAACAUCGUCGCCCAUCCACCCAGCACCACCGGCGGCGAGCUUGUCACCAUCACGACCAGCUGCAGCGCAUUGAGCAGCCAAGAUAUCG